UUAUGGAGUUAUAUAAUCCGAUAGGCAAGUACGUGGUGUACGCUGCCGACCAGAGAAAGGCAUAACAUAACAAAGCGAAAGCGUGCAGCGCUAAAGCCAGAUGCCAUUGUUUUGUGUUGUCUAAGACGGAGUUGACACACACAAACGAACAGGGAGGCAGAAGAAUGGAAGCUAAGAAACCAGUCUUUCAAUUCCUAUGGCUCUUCUUUUUUGUCUCAGCCUAUCACAACGCUUUCAUGCGCAGAGCUCUCGCAGAGGGCGUCACUCCUCAGGAAGCCAAACAGCUCCGAGACGAGGUGCGUGGAAUGUUCUAUCACGCUUUUAAUGGAUACAUGGACCAUGCAUUUCCACUUGAUGAACUAAGACCUUUAACAUGUGGAGGAGAGGAUACACUUGGCGGUUAUGCCUUGACUUUGAUUGACUCCUUAGACAUGCUGGCUUUACUUGGUGACAAGGAACGCUUUGCUGCAUCUGUCGAAUGGAUUGGUAAAAGCCUUCGGUUUGACAUAAAUAAGACAGUGUCUGUGUUUGAGACUACUAUUCGCGUUCUUGGAGGUUUACUCUCUGCUCAUCUUAUUGCAAGUGAUUAUGCUACGGGCAUGAAAAUACCAUCUUAUGACAACCAGUUGCUUAACUUAGCAGAGGAUUUGGCCCGGAGGUUAUUACCUGCGUUUGACACUCCUACAGGAAUUCCAUUUGGAUCUGUCAACCUUUUGUAUGGAGUUGAUGAACAUGAAAGCAAGAUAACAUCAACUGCUGGUGGGGGGACUUUAACGUUGGAAUUUGGAGUGCUUAGUCGUUUGACGAAUGAUCCCGUUUUUGAAGAAGUUACCAAAAAUGCAGUUCGUGGACUUUGGGCGCGGCGUUCAAAACUAAAUUUAGUUGGUGCCCAUAUCAAUGUUUUUACAGGUGAAUGGACACAGAAGGAUGCUGGAAUAGGAACUAGUAUCGACUCUUUCUACGAGUAUCUCCUAAAGGCUUAUGUAUUGUUUGGAGAUGAAGAGUCUCUGUUCAUUUUCCAAGAAGCUUACAGAGCUGCUAUGCACUAUCUUUACAAUGAUCCUUGGUAUGUGGAAGUAAAUAUGGAUUCUGCUGCUAUUGUCUGGCCAUUGUUUAACAGUUUGCAGGCAUUCUGGCCUGGCCUUCAGGUGUUAGCUGGGGACAUCGAUCCUGCAGUUCAAACACAUACUGCCUUCUUUAGUGUCUGGAAAAGAUAUGGUUUCACUCCUGAGGGUUUUAAUCUUGCUACGCUCAGUGUUCAGGAUGGGCAAAAAAGUUACCCACUGCGUCCGGAGUUAAUAGAGAGCACGUAUUGGCUCUACAAAGCUACCAGAGAUCCCAGAUAUCUUGAUGCUGGUCGGGACAUGGUUUCCAGCUUGCAGUAUGGGGCUCGAUGCCCUUGUGGAUACUGUCAUAUAUCAGAUGUAGAGUUUCACACGCAGGAAGAUCACAUGGAGAGCUUUUUCUUAGCUGAGACUGUUAAAUACUUGUGGCUUCUUUUCGAUUUGGCUGUUGGUCCAGAUAACCUUGUUGAAAACGGGCCAUACAAGUACAUAUUUAGCACUGAAGGCCACCUACUGCCUGCAACCCCUCAGAUAUCCCUGGUACGGGAACAUUGUUCAUAUGUUGGGGCUUUUUGUAGAAGUGUGGGUUGUAAAGAAGAUUAUCAUACAUCAGAAAUCGCUACUGAUCUUCUAGAAGCUAAUGGCAGUAGAUUUCAUGAAGGUCAGGCUCACACUGGACUUCCUUUAUAUUCCACUUUUGAGUCAACCCCUACAGCAGGGUUGAUCAAGGGAUUUUGCCCAGGACUAUCUCAUGGGCAGAAGUUUGGGAUAUCAUACAUUGCUUCAGUCAAUACAGCUUACCAGCAUGAGCCUGCAUCUGAUGGAAAACCAACUACUCUGCAGAGCCAUUCAGUGGCGGUUGUCCAAAACCAAAGUUCUGAUGACUCGCUUCCUGAAAAUGAUUGUGACAAUUUGCAGGAAUCCCGCGAGGAAGGAUCAGAGAGUAAGGUACCUCUGCAAUCUCAGGUAUGAGUAAGGCCUUUAGGAUGGUAAUGGAACUCGGGGAAAUCAAGCUAAUUGGUUGGAAGCAGCCUCCAAAUGAUCAGGAUUCGGCCUUCCACAUUCCCUGCCUUCUAUCUAUUCUGCCAUAAGAUGGGCUGAAUGCUAAGAUGGGUCCAACGUGAUACAUUUUUGGGGGCUGCAUGGAAGACUAGAAAAAUUGUGGUUCUCUUUGACUGUGUAGAUUAUGAUCAUAGGUUCGAGCGAUUCGGCAUCUAUUGAUAGAGUGAGCAUAGAGCUUGAGGAUAGAAAUGUGAACUGGAAGUUGUCUGAUCAUUAUUUCUGGUUUCGCUGCCCUGGCAGAGGACAUGAAAAGUUGCAAUUAGUCAGCUGUUAGGCUCGUGUAACUUGGCACAAUGGAGCCGAAUUUUGUACACUCUUUUUCUUUAUGGUGGGUUUCAAAGAUUGAUUAUGGAGGGGGCUCUCAUCAGCCUCGGUGCGAGUUGGAAUGGUGUAUUUGUAAGAACACAUUUAAAAAAUAUAGCUAGAAAACUAUAGGUUAUGUUUAUUUACAGAA
Juglans regia (Persian walnut) is the source of this 2580-nucleotide messenger RNA. Its product is annotated as alpha-mannosidase I MNS4. Gene Ontology annotation, cellular component: endoplasmic reticulum; membrane. The record is from RefSeq and is a predicted model, not a curated record. Gene Ontology annotation, molecular function: calcium ion binding; mannosyl-oligosaccharide 1,2-alpha-mannosidase activity. The coding region runs from base 165 to 2036 and encodes 623 amino acids. NCBI's taxonomy places the organism in Eukaryota, Viridiplantae, Streptophyta, Magnoliopsida, Fagales, Juglandaceae. Gene Ontology annotation, biological process: mannose trimming involved in glycoprotein ERAD pathway; endoplasmic reticulum mannose trimming; carbohydrate metabolic process. The transcript is spliced from 17 exons.